AAUCACAAACAUUUCAAGAAAGUGAUCGAUGUCGACCUUGGAAUCUCCAUUAGAGGCGUUGGCUUUUGAAUACGCUAGCUUCGGUGUUUUCGCCGUCGUCAACAACGUCUGGACAUGGAUCGCCGUCGUGACCGCCGCCGUCAGCUUCUGGAGGAUCAGAGUCACCACCAUCGGAGUCGGAGACGGCCAUGCAUGUGUCUUGGUAGAGGAAUUAACUGGUUCUGAAAACGAAUCCGGUCGUCUCGAACCGAAAUCAAUAACCGGUCCGGUUAAAGAAACGGUUGCUAGAGUGAAGGAAACGGUUACGAGAACGGAGGUUUACGCGCCGCAAUCAAUAACCGGUCCGGUUGAAGAAACGGUUGGCGCUAGAGUGAAGGAAACGGUUACAAAAACGGAGCCGUUAAUGUAUGAUGACGGAGUGACCAAAGGGAAGUUGACGAUGUACUAUGAGGUAGACGUUGAUGUUGACGGUGAGAGGUGUGUUGACGGAGAGUUAACGGCCGUUAGCUACGGAGGAGGUUUGGGUAAUUGUGGCGGUGAGUGGUGGGAGAAAUGGGAAAGAGUGGUGAGGAUGAGAAAUGGUGAUGACGGUUGGUAUCGUUACGUGGAUUUAACGGUGAUAAACGGAAAUGUUGUGAGGUUAUGGGAUGACACCAGAGCUAGUAACGGCGGCAGGUGUCUAAAUUAGAGGAUAAUCCUAUUUCGGAAACUUUGAAGUUUUUAAUCUUGAGAAACUUUCUUGGUUUAAAGUGUAUUUUUUGGUUGAUUAAGUUGUAAUUUGUAAAUAAUUUUCACACAAAGACCAGGAAGGAACACUUGAACAAGAAGAAAAUCAAUAUCAAUUGUUGUU
Molecule: messenger RNA, 850 nt
Organism: Arabidopsis arenosa
Lineage: Eukaryota; Viridiplantae; Streptophyta; Magnoliopsida; Brassicales; Brassicaceae
Source: the annotation of a GenBank genome assembly